AUCAAUGUUUUCAAUAUGGCGUCGGUUCGACUGAAAUCAUGUAAUUUUUGUUGGUCAUCCCUGCGGUCUUAUUCAAGAAUUUCUGCCCGGCGUGGAGGGAUUUAUAAAGUGUUUUGCGUAAAUACUGAACUGUUUGAUUUUAAACUACCAGCGCUAAAUAUUAACGGCGAUGGUUGGUCGAAUGGCAUACUAACAAAAAACUUGCAUUGUCGACACAUACAUACAUCUUCUCAAAUUAACCAGAAAGAUUAUUACAAAGUCCUUGGUGUUUCAAAGAAAGCAUCCCAGAAAGAUAUUAAGAAGGCGUAUUUUGAUCUUGCAAAGAAAUAUCAUCCUGAUACAAAUGCAUCUGCAAGUGCUGCUGAAAAAUUUCAGGAAAUAAGUGAAGCUUAUGAGGUGUUGAGUGAUGACAGCAAGAGAAGAGCAUAUGACAGUUAUGGACAAACUAAUUUUUCUGGUGGCGAUCCUUUUGGUGGAGGAAAUCCCUUCGGUGGGAUGAAUCCAGAGGACAUUUUGAAGUCUUUCUUUGGAGGGAAUAAUGCAGGACCGUUUGGAGCAGCAGAAUCUAAUUUUUCAUCUGGUGGUUUUCAAGAAAUGUCACAGUAUACCCUCAACUUGUCGUUCAUGGAGGCGGUAAAAGGAGUGAAUAAGGAAAUGUCUGCCCGAACAAGAGUUGCGUGUGAUCGCUGUAGUGGAUCUAAAGCAGAACCUGGAAGCUCAUUUUCAAAAUGCACAACGUGUCGCGGAUCUGGGCAGGAAACGGUCAAUACGGGUUUUUUCCACAUGCGUUCAACAUGUCGCCGCUGUGGCGGAAGUGGAAGUAUUAUCAAGAAUCCUUGUAGGAAAUGCAAUGGAGCUGGGAGUAUCAUGGAAACAAGGAAGGUCACCGUUCCCGUUCCUGCAGGAAUUGAAAAUGGUCAAACAGUAAGAAUGCCAAUGGGAGGUGGUGAAAUAUUUAUAACCUUCAAGGUUGAUAACAGUAAAAUAUUUGAACGUGAUGGGGCGAAUGUUCAUUCGACGGCAACAAUUAGUUAUACUCAGGCCAUUUUAGGAGGUUCUGUAAGAGUUCCAGGAUUACAUGGUGAUGUCGAUGUUAAGGUUCCAGCAGGCACACAAUCGCAUCAAAAAGUUCGGCUUUCUGGGAAAGGAAUUCCUCGACUUAACAGUAUUGGUAGAGGAGAUCAUAUUGUACAUUUUUCAAUAAAUAUUCCAAGAUAUUUGACAGAGAAACAAAGAGCACUUGUCACUGCCUUAGCAGAGCUGGAUGAAGAUUUACAAGGCACAGUGAAUGGAAUCAAUGAAAGCAACAAAACUAAAGGCAACUUUGAGGGAUCAUCUUGGGAAACAAUCAGAAAUCAAGCCAAUCAAUUCAGCGAUAAAAUAAAACAAGAUAUGAACAAUGAAAAGCAAGCUGAUUAUUCAAAUGAAAAAGACGAAAGAAAUGACAUACUUCAUGAAUCGGAUAAAACAAUGAGAACUGCUGCCUUUGUCGCAUUUUUACUUAGUACUGGGAUUUUCGCAGGAAUUAUUUUCUCUGCCAACAAUGCCUCGGGGACAAUUGCGUAAUUGACACGAAUUAUAUUUUAAAAUGACGCUUAAAACUACUAAUCUCGAGCUCACAUCGUAUAGUGUAAGAUGGUUUUAUUUUGCUUGCGAUAUCACGUCCAAGUCGUCUCACAAUGACGAGAACAAAGUAUGUAAUGAUAAUUGAAGGAAAUGUUUAAAAUAUUUUACUGGCCCUUGCUAAUCUGCCAGAUCACCUAGUAACGUACCGAUUGACAAUUUUCCCAACGAUUCAAUCUUCUAUUACCUGGUUAGGAUACCCUAGGAAUAGCGAGGAAAAAGUUUCAUAACUUCACCGAGGAUAGAAGUGUCUAUCCCUAUAGGGCUUUCUGGGGCGGACAUAAUUUGUACUGAGAACCAUGCAAACAACGAAAAAUUUCACAAUAUAAAUUCGAAAGAAUAAACCUUUCCUAUUUACAGUGCAUUGAUUGAUAGAAUAAUGAAUUCUAAAUUGUUAUGUACCCACAUGCUUUUCUUUCUCUGAUUCUGCCUUACUGCCUCCUCCGUCUUCC
Molecule: messenger RNA, 2075 nt
Organism: Dendronephthya gigantea
Lineage: Eukaryota; Metazoa; Cnidaria; Anthozoa; Malacalcyonacea; Nephtheidae
Product: dnaJ homolog subfamily A member 3, mitochondrial-like
Exons: 14
Coding region: 16-1566 (516 amino acids)
Biological process (GO): protein folding; negative regulation of apoptotic process; mitochondrion organization
Cellular component (GO): mitochondrion
Molecular function (GO): ATP binding; heat shock protein binding
Source: RefSeq, a predicted model, not a curated record